Messenger RNA from Ogataea polymorpha, 1003 nucleotides. RefSeq lists its product as uncharacterized. Lineage: Eukaryota; Fungi; Ascomycota; Pichiomycetes; Pichiales; Pichiaceae. The transcript has a single exon. Bases 40 to 792 code for a protein of 250 amino acids. Gene Ontology annotation, cellular component: glycosylphosphatidylinositol-N-acetylglucosaminyltransferase (GPI-GnT) complex. Gene Ontology annotation, biological process: GPI anchor biosynthetic process. The record is from RefSeq and is a predicted model, not a curated record.
GACAAAGAUACAGAUCUGGGACGUUUGCAAACUAUUGGUAUGAGAAAAGACUACGUUCUGGAGGUCAAGAGCUCGGACACCAAGUGUCCCGACGUGAUCUAUCAGGACGACAGCAAGCAGACCCAAGGCACGGACGCCAGCGAGACCAGGCCGCAAAAGUACAUAAAAUUUACGGUGCGGUCCGCGCGGCAGCAGGACGGGACCUUGACUCUUGUGGUGCAGCUUGUUUUGCUUGCUGCAGCAGUUUGUGCAUUAUAUGUUGCCAUUUGCAACGGACAGAUACUAGACAGAAUACUACGACGGGCGCAGCUUGAAAAGACCGGGUUGAACGACGUUUGGAUUGCGCGAACGGUUCGAGCGUUUGUGUUUCUUGUCUGCUACCGCAUGGUGAACUGGGCAUACGGCUCAUUCCGGGCACAGACGGAAGAAAGCCUGAUAAUUAUUCCAAAUCUGGGCGUACAGAUCGAGUCGUACAGGGUGCGAAAAAGCGGGUCUGCAUCGGUGCUUCUGCUGCUUAGCAGAGUCUUGGGGAAAUCGGAAUUAAGCAGACAUGUGCCCGCUGCAAAGACGCUCAACAGACAGUUUUUCCCUAUGGAAGACGUGCGUGAUCUGGCGAUAGUGGAGGGCUUCAAGAACUUCCAGGUCAUUUUUUACCUGGCUCUCAUGGUCGGAGACGGCCCCCAGGACGAUCAGUUACAAAUAGUGGUGAUCUUCCCAAAUCUACUACCCAGGAAAAAGCUGCUGCAGGCUGUUUGGCGCAGAAGCAGGGAAUACCUGGAUAAUUCGCAAUAAUGAAACAAUCACCUGUCUCAGGGGUGGAGCAUCCAAUUUACCCAAUACAGGUAGUAUCGGUGUAAUUGGGCCAGACAUCGCAAACCUUGGACCGUACGGUACCGUAACUUGGGACGCCGUCCCAAUCGGGAAGUCAGAUCUAGUGGAGAUUCCCUGUUCGGGCAAGGUCGUGUCCUAUCUGCCCGAUUCUCUUACACUUGAAGCAAAAUGU